AUGUCAGGCACAUCAGGACUAUUUCCUAUGAAUGCUGACCUUCUCGAAAGCGGUCAAUACAGCGAACUGACUCUGAAAACGUCCGAUGGCAAGGUUUAUAAGCUUCAUCGCAGUGUCGUCUGUCUGCAGUCUAAGCCGCUUGCUGCAUUCGUGGAUGGGAACUUCAUGGCAAGUGAAAAGAACGAUGAGCUAACAGAUUUCAAGGAGGGAAUUACAAAGACCAUCGAUCUCAAGGAUGACGACCCCCGUACUGUGGAUCUAUUUAUCAAGUUCUUAUACACCGCCGACUACGAUGUCUUACAAGCGCCAGAAACAAGUCACGAUCCUACCGUGGUUCACACAACUGAGCCAGACGAACUUCUCGUCCAUGCCAAGGUCUAUAUUCUCGCGGAGAAAUAUGAUGUUUCGGCCCUCAAAUUUAUCGCAAGCAAGAAGUUUCAGCUUUCUUUGAAGUUGUGUGGAAUCUCAGACUCAUUUGUCACAAGUCUCGAGUUGAUGUUCACUCAGACUCCCGAAAACGAUCGCCUACUCAAGGAUUUGGCUUUGGGGUUUGUGGGAAAAAAUUACUGGAAGCUUGCAGAUAGAGGGGACUUUAUGGCAUUGUGCAGGCAUAAUGGGGAAGUAGCCAGUGAGGUGAUCAAGGCAAUUGCUAGCAUUCCUCCACCUAAACCUCUACGCAAAGACUGCUCGAGCAGGGAAUGCAGAGAUUAUCACGAUUUUUAUGUUUAUCCUACCCCAAUCGCGCAGGCAGAAAGAGGUUUUUACACUUGU
Messenger RNA from Lachnellula hyalina, 771 nucleotides. RefSeq lists its product as uncharacterized. The record is from RefSeq and is a predicted model, not a curated record. Gene Ontology annotation, molecular function: protein binding. The annotation marks the transcript as partial. NCBI's taxonomy places the organism in Eukaryota, Fungi, Ascomycota, Leotiomycetes, Helotiales, Lachnaceae. The transcript has 3 exons.